GUGAGUGAUUGCCAAAGCGAGUACAACGCUUACUCUGUUCAUCCGGAGGGAUAUUUAUUCCAUAGAAAUGAAACCGAUGUCUUGUGUCAUCGAGCUUUCAUCGAACCCAGAAACGCAUGCCAAUUCAUCUUCGAUAAGUUAUCACGAGAGAGAAAUCAGUGUACUGCGAAACGCAACACGUUUUGCAAGACGGUAAAAGACGAGAAUGCGAUUGUGAGUUAUGACUGUACAUUCGCUAAGCAAAGAUGUCUAGUAGCUGAAAUUGGUUGGUUGCACCAGAAAAAUGGAAGUGUGAAGUUCACGAGGGUUGAUCCGGAACAUCUAGCGGGUGAACUCGCAGACUUGCACGCGAGUAGAAACUACGACUUUGCUUUUGUCAGAUGCGUGUUACAGGGUUAUGGAAGAUACGUUUCAACCGAAUCGGUUUCAAAGUUCUACGAUAAGAGAUGGCACAAAGGCUCAAAAGAAGAAGAUCGAGAACCUCCAAUUUACGCUGGAAUCAUCAAGCCCAACCGAACGCUGAAGAAUUUCUCUGGCGAGCAGUUAAUUCAGUUUAUACACAAACCACUGAACAGAGGCACGAAUAUAGAUGGCUCUAAGCUCAGCUUCAGCUUCGUAUUUGUGGACUCACUGUCGCGGACUGGCGCUUAUCAGUCGAUGCCAAGAACUAUUGACUUCCUCAAAUCACUCAACAAGAGAACACCAGAACGUGCAUUAGACUACAAGCUGAUGCAUGCCAUAUUUCCAGGCACUUACUGGAACCUCGAAAACCAUUGGAUGGGUGAUAGUGCCCAGAGUCUGAUUAAAGAUGAGUUCUACUACUUCGAGUUCAAAAUCAUGUCUCAGCCGUUCCAGAAGCAAGGCUACGCUGCUGCGUAUUUGCACGAUACUUGCUACCAUUGGCCCUGGAGAACGGAAGCUCGACUGAGCAAACCUAACCGACUGGAGAUGUAUUACAAGGAGUUCAAUAGAAGUGGUUUGAAUACUACAGGGAUAACAUUGGCCACCUGUGAGAUACUGAAAAGGUCCACAGGAGAGUUCAAAGCGUUCACUUCCAAAGAUGUCUGUCAGAAUGGAGACUAUGAGGUAAUGUACCGAUUGGACAAUAUGUACAACAUACAGAGGAACUGGCUGGAUCACGACUACCCGUUCGUCACAUUCAACGAAAUGAACAUUAACCACAACGGGGAUGGAACGAACGUACUCCAUUUAGACCUGCAUCUGAAGAAUUACCUCGAGAAGAUAUCAAAAGAACCCAAUGUAUUGACCAUGGUUUUCUCAGAUCACGGCAACCGAUUUGACCCAGCAUACAUGCAAGAUAAUUUCCCUGAGGGGCAGACAGAUGUUAUGCAUCCGUUUCUGUUCAUGGUUUUGCCAGAGAAUCCAGAACGGUUUUUUGAGCCAGAUGAACUAGAAGCGAUGAAAAUUAACCAGAAUCGGCUGAUAACGCCAAGAGACGUGCAUUACAUAGCGAGAAAAUUCCGAGAUCCGAACACUCGGCUGAAUGAAAAACGAGGACUGUUGGCGGUUAUAAGUAAAAACAGAACUUGUGCGAAUUUAACAUUCACGAAAGGGAACUUUUUCUGCAUCUGCGAACCAGCCAUUAACGAGUCUUUCAAUAUGGAGGAUAAAGACAUAGAGGUUGUUGUAAACUACUCGCGUGCCCACUUGAAUACACAGAGAAAUACAGUACACUGUCAAUACAUGGACUUGGCUCGCUGGGGAAACAAACCGUUCAAACUAUUUCCGAAUAAGACGAGGAAUGAGCCGUCCAUUAUCAAAGUGAGACGACAGGGUCCGUACGGAGGCAGCAAGGAGACCAGCCCGGUGUCAGGGGACCCCAACAACCCCCCUCUCAAUUGCACUGUGUCCGUGUCCCUCUCUCUGUACUCGUUCAACAUGCAGAGGGAGACUGCCAUUCUGGAUUCACACGAAUCUUUUGAUGGCACGGGAAAGAUUUGUCUAGAAAAAGACGUUUACGAUGAAGAUAUGCCGUUCGGUGUGACAUUUGAAGCGGUUCCCGACACUCUUCACAAAACAAUAAACACUGACGCCACCGCCCCCCUGGAUUGCAGCAAGUGGGGGGACCUCACGACAGCAGAUAGCACGGAAGGGGGAUGCUCUUCCUCUCAGAAUAUUUAUCGAGUUAAGAGCAUAGAAGACAACUCAGUGGCGUCUAACUCGACACUCUUGUCGCCAGGAGAUCAGCUCAUUUCAAUCAAUGGACAAAAGUCAGAAGUGUUCCAAUCGUGUGACGAGCUGAACGAAUACGUGAGGAAGUGUGAACAGAAGCUGGAAAUGGAAGUGAAGUACCACGUGCCUUCUAAGCUGCCGAAUAAGGUCAACAACAACGACAACAAAAACAGCAUCAGCAGCAACAACUGCAGUGUUAGGGUGAAGAGUGUGGAGUUAUUGCUGGAGCGAGACAAGUUCGGAUAUGGAAUUGUAGUUCGGGGUGGAUUCAAUGAAGAUACUCUUAAGUGCAGACCCAUCACUGUGACCUACACCAGACAGAACAGUCCCGUAGACACAGACGGAACCAUUCGACCGGGAGACCGAAUAGUUGCUGUGAACGGAUUUGACCUCAGUCAGAGUUCAGUGCCAGAAGUGAAUGAUCUUCUAAUCGAAAGUGGAGGUCAAGCCAUGCUCACGGUCGAGUACGACUGCUCCGUCAUCGAGUCAGUGAAGAAUGCUCAAGGUGCUCUUCUGGUGGAGUUGGGACCCACUUCCUACUCCCGCCUGGGUCUGUCUCUCUCCUCCUUCCCCUCCCCCCGAGGGGGGCACGUCGUAUUCGUAGACGCCAUCAGACCAGCAUCGGUCGCAGACAGAUGUGGAGCUCUGCACGUUGGAGAUCAAAUCCUGUCUGUCAACGGCAUGGAAGUUUCCGGGCUGCCAAUUAGUCAAAUCAUUUCACUCAUCGAAAUGUCUUCGCAUAAUCAACAAGCCCUGAUGAGGACGACUAAAAGUGUGAACGAGUUUGGCGCAGUAGUGCGAGACAACAGGAACCCUCAGAAUUCUGAAUUUAUGACCAGAAUCGAGAUUUUACCAUCUAGAUAUGCUCGUAGGUGGAAUGGUGUCAUGUCAACUUCGAGCACAGCUAAUUCGUUAGUAUCCACCGGCCGUAAUGGUAGGCCUCCCGGAACGCCCAGUCACGUGAGCGAGCGGCGGCGUGACAUGCACACGGCAGCCUUGUCCCGAAGUAUGUACUCGAGCAGCAGCAGGUCUCUGCCCCCUCCCCCUCAGUGGCAGAGGAACAGGCUAGGCUGUGUGGGCGGGGCUAAUAGUACAGUGGGUAGUAUUGGUUCCCUUGUCUCCAAUAUGUCUUCUCUGAGUUUGCCCUUCAUGAUCAGCAGAAGCGAAAGUACAACUGUACAAAUCAAUGCCCAGAAUCACCCCAGCGGCUUUGGCUUCUCGCUCUACAGCUUCGAGAGCUACCCGAGCGAACCCCUGCGGACCCAUCCAGUCAUAGACUAUGUCGAGCCAGAAGGACCAGCACAGCUGACAGGACUGGUUCACGCCGGCGACCGGGUCGUAUCCGUGAACGAUGUCAGCACUCUCAACUUGACCUUGAAGGCCAUUAACCAAUUAUUAAAGGAGAAUCAAGGAAGUGUGAGUUUGAGGACGGAGUUUGACGUCGCAGAGACUGUAGUUCCGUCCAGUGGGUGUUUCACAGUGAAACUGGCAAAGUGUGGAAACAGAAUCGGCUUCCGACUUUACUCAUCGCCUUACAGACGAAGUGGAGAGUGCCUGGUAAUUCUUGAAGUGGUGCCUGGAUCAGUGGCUCAUAGAACUGGAACCAUCUCGCCUGGAGACAGACUCCUCUCCAUCAAUGGAAUCUCACUCGCAAACAAAGCAGUCGAAGAAGCCUACAACAUCAUGAGGUCAACGAAGGAGAAUGUGGUGACGUUGUCACUAGAGAAAGACGACGAGUUCUCGGAGCAUGGUCCGAAUGCGCACAACAUGUACUCGGUCGAGCUCAGACCCAACUCGGGCAGACUGGGCAUCACAUUGAGUGGGAGUGAGGAACCAUUCGACCCCAUCCUCAUUGCAGCCAUAGAGUCCGGAUCUGUAGCCGACAGGAUUGACGUUUUACAUGUGAAUGAUCAACUUGUCGAAAUAUGUGGGUGCAGCCUUCGAGGUAAAACAGUGAAAGACGCAGUGUCCAUGCUACAGAGAGCAAGAGGCUCGGUCCAACUCAAGAUACUCCGCAAGUUCGACCACUCCCAUUCCAACCAGGAAAGUGGCUUCUCAUCCAUGAAAAGUGCCCAGUCAGAGAGUCCUCAAGAUGACGUGUUGUCCCAAGACAGUACUGUGUCUAGUCCAAAUGACACCCCUAGGAAGAGGAGAGUCAUGGAUAAGUUGGGGGAGUUGAGUCAGGUGCAUCAUGGUCAUGGGCAUCUCAGCAAUCACACUCACUUGCCCGAACCAAUAAUUGUGAACGGAAAUUUGAUCACACCCGAGCGACUGAGCAACGGAAACCACGACUCAUCCCUCCUCGCCAGCACAACCCCCCAAAAGAUGUCAUCUCAUACCUCCUACUCCGAAAAACCGAAGACUAACUCGACUCUCUCACGAAUAAAUACAAUGAGUUCGGAUAAAACCCGAGGUAGUGAUUCGUCGAACCACGAGAGCGGCUCGAACGGAAGUUCGACUACGGAAGUGAAACGAAUCAGUUUGCAGAAGAGUGCGAAGUAUAGGGAUUUUGGAUUCAGUGUUUCAAACGGAGACGGGGGCUCAGGAAUCUUCAUCAACAGUAUCAGACAAGGAGGGUUGGCUCAAUCAGGAGGCUUGCUCCCCAUGGACAAGGUAUUACAGAUCAAUGACAUGAAAUUACCAGAAAACGUGGUAUGCGAAAACGUGGUCCCACUAAUAGCUAACUCGGGUCCACGAGUCGACAUUGUCAUCGAGCGUCGUGUGAGCAAAUCGACCACUUCGUCUAUAAAUUCAAGGUCACCGAGUAACGGAAAAGCAUCGCCGAAUGAAUUGAGAAAACAAAGGAGCGCCAGUAGCCCUAACAAUGCAUGCUCGCCGAAUAAAGCGAGCAAUGAUUUCAAGGGAAAUUUGAAGGCGGCCGUUCCUGACUAUGCUAAUAGUGUUAGCAACCAAUUUUACGACAAACUUCACUCAUCAAAACCGGGACACGUGAAGUGAAGAAAGAUUUUGAAAAAAUCAACUCGGUUCCAAGAAAAACUCUUUCAAAGCGUGAUUUUCUAUUUAUAAAUUGUCUAUUUUGUCUUAGAGUUCAUUUUACUGAUUGUUAGGGAGAAAAUAUUUUACUUCGC
Messenger RNA from Symsagittifera roscoffensis, 5282 nucleotides. Its product is annotated as glutamate receptor-interacting protein 2-like. The coding region runs from base 658 to 5151 and encodes 1497 amino acids. Lineage: Eukaryota; Metazoa; Xenacoelomorpha; Acoela; Convolutidae. The record is from RefSeq and is a predicted model, not a curated record. Gene Ontology annotation, molecular function: protein binding. Gene Ontology annotation, biological process: neurotransmitter receptor transport, endosome to postsynaptic membrane. The transcript has 20 exons.